Xiphophorus hellerii (green swordtail) is the source of this 2188-nucleotide messenger RNA. Its product is annotated as ADP-ribosyl cyclase/cyclic ADP-ribose hydrolase 1-like. The coding region runs from base 179 to 1006 and encodes 275 amino acids. Lineage: Eukaryota; Metazoa; Chordata; Actinopteri; Cyprinodontiformes; Poeciliidae. The transcript has 8 exons. Gene Ontology annotation, cellular component: plasma membrane. Gene Ontology annotation, biological process: positive regulation of B cell proliferation. Gene Ontology annotation, molecular function: phosphorus-oxygen lyase activity; NAD+ nucleosidase activity, cyclic ADP-ribose generating. The record is from RefSeq and is a predicted model, not a curated record.
AGAAGCUGCUCUGGUAAAAUCCCACAGGGUUCUCUUCACUCGCGUCACGUCACGGUUGCUCACGCGCGCGGCGCGCCUAUAAAAAAACAUCCUGACCGCGAGUCAAGUAGAAGUGACAACAAACGAGCUGAUAAGUCACCCCUCCGCUAAUUUGUGACGCUCCCACGGGGUCAAAGAUAUGGAGAGCGGGGAGAUUCGCGGCUCGGAAAAGAAGCGCAGAAGACGCGGCUUCAUUCUGGCUGUGGCCGCGGUGGCCCUUCUUGUGAUUAUCCUCGCUGUUGUGUUAGGAGUGACCCUAAGUCGGGGAAGAGAAGAGUUUAAAGACACGUUCAUGGAGAGAUGUCAGAAGUUCAAAGGGUAUAACUGCGAACACAUAUGGGAAUUAUUUCAGCAAGCCUACGUGAACCAAGAUCCUUGUGAAGUUCCCCCAAACGCCUAUGAUUCCCUCAUUGCUGCAGCUCCCUUGGAAUCUUCAUGCAACAGACUGUUGUUCUGGAGCAAAACAAAGGACGUGGUCCAAGACUUCUCUAGGAAGAAGGACUGUUUUCAGACUGUGGAGGAAACCCUGCUAGGAUCAGUCCUGAACAGCUUGACCUGGUGUGGAAAGAAGGGCAGCAAUGAAACGCUUACCACUGACUGCCCUGGAUGGCUAGACUGUGAGAACAACCCUCCUCGCUCUUUCUGGAGAAGAGUCUCGACUGCGUUUGGAGAUGCUGCCUGUGGAAACGUCACCGCGAUGCUAAACGGUUCCAUCACAACUCCAUUCGAUACACAAAGUAUUUUUGGCAGCGUUGAGGUGAAGAGGUUUAAGUCUCCCAGGGUGAAAAACAUGAAUGUUGUUCUGGUCAUCCAGAAGAACUCUGUAACAAAUUGCACAAAUCCAUCUUUGCAAAACUUGGUGAUGGCGUUGGACAAAGGGAUCAGUUACAGCUGCUUGGAAGUGCUCAGGUCUCAAAUCGAGAAGUGUGGCUCUGACCCGGAGAAACCUUGUGGUGCCUGUUGGUGACACUGAAAGAACCAACAGAUGGAACUAUUUUAAACCAAUCUUAAUCUUUUAAUAUUUGUCAGUCAGUACAACACGGAUUAUGUCUUUUUAUUGUCAAGGUUGUAAUUAGGGAAUUGUUAUUAUUAUUAUUAUUACUAUUAUUAUGAUUAUUAUUAGUAUUAUUAUUCUUAGUAUUAUUAUUAUUAUUAUUAUUAUUAUUAUUAUUAUUAUUAUUAUAUGUCCUGUAGUGUUAAAUAAAAAGGCUGCUAUAUGUGUUCAAGUAAGGAGCAGUUGGUAAAUGCAUCCAACUGCUAUAUUUCGGAAUAAAAGUGAUAUAUUGUAGAAUAAAGGUCAUACGUGUCAGUAAAAGUGAAAUGGGUUCAUUUUCUAGAGGCUUGUGUCAUGGCUCGUGACUUUUGAAAUGUCACUAGAUGUUUUUUUUUUGUUUGAUUAUGAUUAAGACGGUGAUAAGGAGGUCUGGUUCUGUUCUGGGGACGGAUGUGGGAUCUAGAAAUUCUUUAUAAAUUGAAGAACAUUCCGGACGACCCAUAGGAUCAACUUCAUGAAACUCCUAUGAAACAGCAUAUCUUCAGUCAAGAGACUUCAUCACAGCCGCUGUUAUACAGACUGCUACAGGAGAUCCUUCCUGCCCAGAGUCAUCUGCAUCUACAAAAACUCUUUGAAGAUACUUGGAUAAUAUGAAUUAAAUCAGAAAUUGAUUUCCCUUUGGGGUUUGGAGUAUUUCUGACUUGAAUUGUUUUUGUUGUUCUAUUUGUGAGAUUUGUUCUUUAUCCUUUCACAGCCACCAGGGGUCCUCGUUUCGCUUGUUUUUGGGUCUAGCUCAGGUCAUUGCCUAAAUGUGUUGGGUUUCCUUUUUUAAAGAUAGAUUUAGGACUUUAUUUUGGAUUAUUCUUUUUCCUAAGAAUGUAAUGUUUCAGGUGUUUAGUAUAUCUAAAUUGCUCUAACGUAUGAGUGUGCUAUUUUAGUCCUUUCUGGUGACCUUCAGGUGUAACCUGCCUCUUGUCUGAUGGAGAUAAACUCUGGCCACUGAACAACUAAAUAAGAUGCCACAUCAAAAUAAAGUUGUAAAAACUACAAAAAUUAAAUCAACAUUUAUAAAAGAUUAUGUCAAAACGCGAUCUGUUUUGUAAACUACGAAAAAAAACGUGCAAUCCUUGCAUUAUUAUCCUGUUGCAGAAUUUC